Molecule: messenger RNA, 1856 nt
Organism: Etheostoma cragini (Arkansas darter)
Lineage: Eukaryota; Metazoa; Chordata; Actinopteri; Perciformes; Percidae
Gene: c5h2orf68
Product: chromosome 5 C2orf68 homolog
Exons: 5
Coding region: 134-646 (170 amino acids)
Source: RefSeq, a predicted model, not a curated record
UUACAUUUGGACAACAACUUACCAUAAGCUAGCAUGUAGCUUUUUGUCACUACUUUCGAUGGAUCUGAAUGAGACCAAUCAUUAGCGUCAUUAGCUCACAAAUACUGUCACCGCAUUUAAGCUGUUUGUUAAAAUGGAUAUGUUAAGAGACGAAGACGUGCAUGAGCUGAAAUACAAACGUGGGGGCCGCUUGGAUAUGAGCCAUGGCUUCCUGCACCAUAUCCGGAGGAACCAGAUUGCUAGGGAUGACUAUGAUAAAGAGGUGAAACAAGCCAAAGAGGUGAAGCAAGCUAAAGAGCUUCAGCGGCAGAGGCACACCACAACCCCUAGACGACCCCGUCGACCUGAUAUCCAAGUGUACUAUCCUCGACGCAGACAUGGAUCAGAGCCGGGGGCCAGUGCUGAGGCUGAAGAGUCUAAUGAGAGUGGGUCAAGCACAGAGACUGAGACCCAUGCUACUGAACUCUUCUGGCUUGACUAUCAGGCAGACUCUGGUACCAUUACCUCCUUCCUUGUGCACAAGGAGGAUAAGCCUGAGGAGGUGGUGGAACGUGUCACAGAGAAGAACAUCCUAGAUCCAGCCAUGAGGUCAGCUCUAGUGGCUCGAAUUCGAAAGGAAAUUGACAAAAGACGAGACAAACGCUGAGUGAUGUUCUCAAAUAGUGGAUUAUGAUGACAGAGGGGCUACACACAAAGAGGAGCAAGACUUCAUUUGCAGUUCUACACUGUGGAAAGCAUCAAUGCUGUUGACAGUGUAAAAGGAGGACUCUGGGAUCAUGAACAGUGACUGUCCGCAGAGAUCCAACUUGAUGAGCCACAAAUAAUCUUUCUUCUGUUAUCUAAGGAGAAGGAACAGCACUUAUCAAAGACAGUAUAGUUGGGAGUUAACUGUCAUGUUUACUACAUUUUACUCACCAUGGACCCUCAUUCAUAACUUUAAGGACAUAUUGUACACCUUGAUGUUGACUGGACCUGUAAAAUGAUGAUUAUACUUUCUAACAGUUGAAUGCAGAAAGGAGUAGGUAUCCCUUUGACAGAGAGCACUGUUAACCAUCCUCCUCUGUUGAAUAGGUCCUGUUUCUUGUGUUUACAAAGAUCUAGUUUUUAUAAAAAAGAUUUAGACGGUUUUUUUUUUAAAUGCUGUGAAGGGAACAUCGGUCUAUCAGCAAUUCUGUGUUUAGAAAUGUGGGAAUUUUUUUGGGGAGUUUAGUGAAUGUCUGUGAUGUGUUUGUGUGGAAACUGUGUUUCAUUGUUUUCAGUAUUCUAAUUUAUUUUGGCUUGUUGAAAUACUUUUAUUUUUGAUACUGUAAUAUUUUGAGGACACAACUCAGUAUAUGUAUAAAAUGACAUAGAUAAGGCAUUUGAAACUCUCCAAGUGUGUCUGAAUGUGCACUAAUCCAAUUGAACAGCCAUAAAAUUAUAUGUUGUAAAAACACAUCUGUGGGGGAAAUAAUUUUGAUCACUUCUAUCCUGAAAUAUACAUUUUGGUGGGAAUAUAGUAUUGGGGUAAUGGCAACAUACUGCAUCAGUUUAAAGUGAGUGAUUGAAGUGUUUCACAUCAUGUCAGCAGGUGGCGGUAUGAAUCAGCUUUUCACACUGCGCGCCAUCUUCUAUGUGUCUAAACUUUAGUUUUAACCAUAAGUCAAAUUGGAUUUUUGUUAAUAAGCAAUGCAAAGUAACAGUGUAGAGAAUAAAAGACAAAUAGCCAAACUCUAAUUUUCUAGAAAGAAUUAAAACAAAUUAAUAAUCCUUCUGAAAAUGUCACUUCUAUGGGCAAGGAUACUUCAGGUACUACUUGUUGAACUUGCAUCAGUUUUAACUCAAAACGUACAAAUAAACUGGAGAGCUAAACCUUG